UGUCAGUUGUCUCUCUUUUUACAUUGUUUUGAUAGCGUGUGUGUAACUGAAGCGUUCCGUUAAUCUACACAACUGUACAUCGAUAAUAAAUCUGUCGCAGCCGGUCAGUCACGAUGAUGACAGUGACUGUGAUCAUCUGAAACUAAUGAAUGAACUGAAAACAUCUGACCUGUUAUAGCAGAAACUGACCGAUUUACUGUAGCCACCGUCAGUGUGUGGAUGCUGGACGUACUUGAACAUCGAUUAAAGGUACAUUGUUUAAUGUGACGAUAUUUAGGUUACAGUGCUCGCUCGCGAAACAACGCUUUGAAUGCAUGUGCUGCUAGAGGACAAGUCAAAUCAAAUACAGUAAAACUACACUCUUCAUCGACAUGGAUUACAUAAACACUGCCAGAUCAGUAGAAGAUCGUCUUCUGAGCUAUAGAAAAGACGAGUCUGGGUGGAAAACAUGCAAGAAAACUAACGAUGUGGUGGUGUAUUGGAGACCCUCUUGUGAAUUCGCGGGAAAUGUGUACAAGGGUGAAGGCAUCGUCAAUGGCAGUCCAGAGAAAGUGUGGGACUGCCUGAAGCCUGAAAUCAACGGGCUUCGUGUGAAAUGGGAUGCUAAUAUAAAGAAGUUUGAGCUUGUGGAGCAGGUGUCUGCGGACGUUUUGAUCUGCCGAACUGUCACCCCCUCGGCUGCUAUGGGUAUUAUAUCGCCUCGGGAUUUUGUCGAUGUCAUUUCCAUUAAGCGCUAUGAAGAUGGCACAGUGUCAUCAAAUGCUACCAAUGUAAGCCAUCCAGACUGUCCUCCUCAGAACGGCUUCGUCAGAGGCUUCAACCAUCCAUGUGGCUGCAUUUGUGUUCCAGUUCCUGGGGAACCAGGCAAAACGCAGCUGUUCAGCUUUUUCCAGACGGACCUCGGAGGAUUACUUCCUCGUUCGGUUGUAGAUUCAUUUUUCCCCACUAGUAUGGUGGAGUUUUACAACAACCUGACCAAAGCUGUCAAAUCCCUCAAAUAGCCACUUUAUAGAGGACAGCCCGUCCCUUUAAUCUUAAUUCUGAAACUUUUGAUAAUUUGAUGCAUUUAAUCAAGAUUUUAGUAAAAAGUGAGGUUACGUUAUUCCUGAUUCUUCCAAUAGUCACACGUGCACAAACACUUGAAUAUAGGCCGUUUUAGUACAGGAACAUUUUGUUUUUCGUAUUAUUUCAGAAAUUCUGAAAACUGGUGAUUCAAAUGAUAAACUAUUGCACAGAAAAAAACGUACAGUUAUGCAUUUGGCAGAUGCUUUUAUCCAAAGUGCUUUCAAAACAUUUCAUCGAUCUGUUUGUGUGGAAAAUUAAGACAUUUUGUUGAUACCGGUAGCAUCAAGUUUUGCCAAUUGAUCAGUGUUUUUUAAACUUGGAGUGAUCCCCCAUGUAUAAUAAUCAUGAUGGUUCAUUUGAAAAUCAUAUCCUUCAUACUAUAUGUGGCUUUGUUAACUUUUUAGACUUAGCAGCUCUGUUGUAAAACCUACUGAGCUACCUUGCUGUCUACUUAAGGUGCUUUUCCACUGCAUGCUAUGGCGCAGUUCAGUUUGCUACACCUGACUUUUGGGUUCCGUGCCUAUUUACCUGGUCCUUUUUUUGGUUUCUGCAUUUCUGAUACAGUCAGAACAUAGUGAAAUGUCCCACCUCCAACCUUAAUGCUUACUAUUCUUCAAGACAUGCAAUGUGAAUAUUUCAUAACGUUUCCUAUUGUAACCCCCGGUCCUACUGCACCCGACCUGCUCUGAGCUUGGAUUGAAGUGGCGAUUCUUUGUAUGGGAGCUGGUUUCUCUAUCAAGGAGGCUAAAGACCAUGGCCUCUAGCAUCUGUCACUAGAGCACCUUUGGAGGUCAGAGGAGGGAGGUUUACCUGCAUAGCACUUCACUAGCUGGCCUCCGCUACACUCACCCCCCUAAACCUCACUCCUAUCCCGGACGAGCCGCCACGUGGAACCCACUGGUCCUACUGCACCCAACGCUCUCUGAGCUGGGAUCGGCCAUUGUUUGUAUAGGAGUCGGUUUCUCUAACAAGGAGGCUAAAGACCGUGGCUUCUAGCAUCUAUCACUAGAGCACCUUUUGGUGUCAGAGGAGUGAGGUUUACCUGCAUAGCACUUUGUUAGCUGGCCCUUAUUACAUUAACUGCCCUAAACCUCCCUCCUAUCCCGGACGAGCCCCCACAUGUAACCCACCGGUUCUAAUGCACCCAACCCGCUUUUUUCUGGGAUCAAACUGGCAAUUUUUUGUAUGGGAAUUGGUUGCUCUUACAAGGACAUGCCGUUUGAAUAUUUCAUAACGUUUCAUAUUGUAACCCACCGGUCCUACUGCACCCAACCCACUCUGAGCUGGCAUUGAACUGGCGAUUAUUUGUAUGGGAGUCGGUUUCUCUAACAAGAAGGUUAAAGACCAUGGCCUCUAGCAUCUGUUGCUAGAGCACCUUUUGAGGUCAGAGGAGUGAGGUUUACCUGCAUAGCACUUCACUAGCUGGCCUCCGCUACACUCACUCCCGCCUAAACCUCACUCCCAUCCUGGACGAGCCCCUACAUGGAACCCACCAGUCCUACUGCACCCAUCCUGCUAUGAGCUGGUAUCAAACCAGCCAUUCAUUGUAUGGAAUCAGAAUCCAGGAAUAUGAUUGGAUGGGAAGGCUAUAGAGGCGGAGCGUAAUUGACAAUAAAUUAAGUAUAUUUCAUAAUUGCAUGAUUAAUUGUAAUGAUGUAUUGCUGUAUUGAUGGUUUGCACCAUUUUUAUAUCUCCAACAACUGAAACUGCAGCAAAAUGGUCAAUAUAAGAGGUCUAGAUGUUCUGCUCAUCGGUAGUUGAGAAGCAGACAUUGGGAUGAAAACUAUGAUGUCACAGCAGUAGAGGCGGAGCAUCUAUGGUGAUAAUCCCACCCAUUUUAAGUGGUACUAAACUGUAGUGGAAAUGCAAACCGAGCUGAGCAAAACUGAACUGAGUUGUACUGCACAGUAGAAAAGUAGCUUAAGUUGCUAAUUAGCAGUCCCCUACGUAGGCAGCAGGGUUGUAUGUCACACAUAUAGGCGUUAAACAAAAGGGAAUCUUGACUCUCAGUUGGUUUCAGUGGCGUUUAGCAUUAGCAUUAUGUGACAUUCAGGUGUUUGAAACUGCUGUUGUGUCAGAAAUGUGGCCUACAUAGGCAGCUCACUAGUUUUUUGAACAGAGCCUUGUUUUAAUAAGCUGCUUUUAGUAUUUCUGUCACACAUUGGAGGAUUUUUCUUCAUCUCUAAAUGUUGGAUGCGCUGUACUUUAACAUUUCUCUAUUUUAAUUUUAUAGACUUUGGUAAAUCAGCGUUUACUUGACAUGUCGAGUGUCUUCAGAAAUAGUUGAAGAACUGCAUUUGCUGCUGUUCUCGGUUAACAUAACUGAGUUUAUGUACUGUAUGUUUGAAACUGACUAUAAAAGGGCCAGAACAGUCGUGAUUGGAGAUGUUAUGAUACGAUGAUAAAGGUUUAGCUGGUUAGCCUGACCCCAUUAGCCCUACUGGUGAUUCAAAAGCAUUUUUCCUCCAUUGACGGCCAUUCAAAAGUAUUCAUGCCAGCCAGCCAGCCAAACAACUGCCUUCCAUAUAAGAUGAAUGAGAUUUAUAGGAAGCAUUAUGCAGUUUUACAUGAGAAACUGAAAUCAGCAAUGGGAAAUGAAUGAAUGCUAAUUAGUAGUCCAUUUUGUAAUUGGUUUUGAGGUAUAAAACAUGAUCUGGAGGUCUAAUUGGAAUAUUUCAAUGGGAAUUUCUGGAAUUUUAAUUGUUUUUAAAGAGAUUUGUGCGUCAGUAGUAUUUAAUUGUUGAUUUAAAUGGAUGCAUUUCCUAAAUUCUUUCAAAAUAUCUAGUUAUGUGCUUAACAGAAGAGAAAACCACUUGAGAUUGAGUAAAUGCUGAGGAAACUUUUAUUUUUUGGUGAACUAUUUCUUUAAAGUCUGCACGAAAUCAAAAUUUACACUGUUUGUUUUGCUAGCUCACAUUGUUAUUCUUAUGGUAAAUAAUUGAUCGGUGCAUGUUAAUCCAUUGAAAAGUUUUUUUGUAAUCUUUAAUGAAAGUUUGACCAUUUGGUUCCGCAUUUGAAGACAGUCCUUCUGUUGACGUCUAGCUGAUGCUUUCCAUAGCAACUGUGUAUUAAGAACCGCUCUUACCAUUAACAAAGACUCUAGAAUACAUAAGACGUGUCAUAUAGUUUUGAAUGGGGGAAAAGUGUAAUGGUCAAUAUGGCGAAUGAAGCCCCGCCUUCUAGUACAGGAGCCAAUCAUUGUUCGCUGUAGACUGAGGAUUCUCCGAGGGAGGGGCUCGAACCAGAUGUGAGUUCCUGCAGAUUUUGUGUGAUUCAAAUGUUUAGAAACGAAACUUAAGAGACGGUUGUUGUUUAAUUUUAUUGCUGGUUCCAAAUAUGAAAUUUAAUCGUAAGCUUGGCAAGCAAUUUUGGAGAAUUUGAUGUUUCCCCCAUUUGAACAGAAUGCCUGAGAGAAGUUUCAAAGAUGGCCGCCAUGUGAAAUAACUUACCCAAAGUCCCUUUAAGGCAAGUUAUUUCACUCGGCAGCCAUAUUUGAAAUGCAUCUCGGGCAGUAUGCUCGGACAUUCUGUCUAAAGGGGGAAACAUCGAAUUCUCCAAAACUGUUAGGCAAGCAUACGAUUACGAAACAUAUUUGGAAUCACCAAUAAACUUCAACAUCAUUCGUCUAAUAAGUUUCGUUUCUAAACAUUUGAAUCGAACAAAAUCAGCAUUUUUUUCAUGUUAACCAAGCUAAUGCGCAUGCGCACUCGAAAGGAACAAGAUCACGACACCAACCUCAUUUAUGGCGGAGUUACACAUUAUCAUCCUCUGGAUAAUGAUCGUCUGAUCGCGCUGCUCUUCUAAAGUAAUCCACAACUUGGUCUUGAUUGCGAAUAUCCUCCAAAAAUGACGGCGACUCUUUAUUUACAAGUUUGUAGGCGUUUGAGUAGUUGCUGUCAUGUGAUGUGUGUUCGACAGGAUGGACUGUACCUUACGUUAAUUUAAUAACAUUUAUUUUCAAGUGCACUUGGUUCAUUUAAAAGAGAUUUCAAGCUUUAUGUGGAUAUAUUUCUUAUGUCUGUGACCAGGAGCGUAGCAACCAGGGGGGAUUCUUCCCCCUCACUUUAAGAGACAGACCAUUUAGAAACAGGUGAUUAAUAAUUAUAUGAACGUAUGAUCUGAUACAGUCGUCCCCCCACUUUUAAAAUGUCCGCUACGCCACUGUCUGUGACGCAAGUAGUCGCAGAGAUUAAAGUGUGUCUGUUGACCACAAAAACUGUCAUAAAAGCACACGUCUGGUCGGAGCUUCUCCCCGGAGAAACGUCAGGGUUAUAGCCAUCGAUGAUUGGCUCCUGUGAUAGUAGGCGGUACUUCAUUCGUCAUUCUGACUGUUACACUUUUCCCCAUUCAAAACUAUUUGAGUGACACGUCUUGUGUAUUCUAUAAUCUUUGACUUACCUAAAAGGGACUUUGCCAUUAGCUUGCUAUAAGGGAAUGCCCCGCCCCUACUCAAUUUUUUUUUCAUUUGGAAGUACAUCAACAUACUGAAAUAGAAGUCUCUGCAACUUCCAGCUGACAAGGAUUUUAAAAUUUGAUUUAAGCUAUUAACACAUUUGGUAAUUAAAACAAAAAUACAUGGUAAUAACACAUGAAAAUUCUAACAUAAGCCCGUUUGCUGAAUAUCUUUGAAUUGUAAUUAUCAUUUGAAUACGUCCUGUUCAAUUCAAAUUCAUGCUUAUAAUUUAUUCCAAAAUACUGGAAAUACGACAUUUCCCCCCUAUAGUUGAAUAAGAGCUAAUUCUCAUUUUGGCCUUGUAUGUUUCAACACAGGCUCAUUCUGAAAACGUACCACUAUAUACAUUUCUGGAGAGCACCAAAUACGUCCCAGGAGCUACGUUCUUUUGCAGUUUUUGUUUUCACGAAUCCGCCAGAAGCCACUUUGUACGCUUUUUGAGAUCUCAAAUUUCUCUCGUGAGUGCCAUUCAUGCCUGCUGUUCUCACGUAAAUCCACCUAAGGCCGCUGUUGACAGACUGACUGACCGUUUUGAAAAGCAAUCCAGAAAAAAAGUCCUCGCAGCCACUUGAUUUUUACCACAUUUUCAAAUUGUACCACAUUCUCACCCUGUUAUUAUUUUAUUUUUUGGCUUUUGCUUUUGUUUUACCUGCUUUCUGGAAACAUUUUCACCGGACUCGAAGCCCAUCAUCACUGUCUCGCGCCGCUCCACGUCACAAGUCCACCGGCGUACUUGCAUAACUCACGUGUAACAGUGGAAAAGUUGACCAUAUGGAGGUAAGCGGUCAGCUAGUAAGCACAAAAAGAAAUGGCGUCACACAGCCCCGUAGCGUUCGCUUCAAAGUCGUAUGCCAUACGUACCACUUGCUACAUAAUUCGUGAUCUCCAUGAAAGUAUUUAGGGCUACGUUUUCACAGUGAGCCCAUGUUGGUAUGUUUUCUUGUAAACGGUGGUAAUUGCACAUAGACAAAGGGACUGUUUAAUACUGUGUUUCUGACUGACCUCAGAGAGAACAGAGCGUGUCGUGUGUCUUGUUUGUUUACUGUGAUCUCUUUAAUUACCAUUUGCCUGUUUUUGUCUCGCUGCACGAUUGUGUCCAAUCCAGACAUGCGUCUUAACCAAUCAGUACUGUGUGAUUUUUAUGCCUGUAUGCCGUCGGUGAAUUUACAGUGAACGCAUGCUCAUGGCCUGGAGAUGUGUUCUGUGCUUAUAUUUUUAGGGGGAUUUUUAUCAAAUGUAAAUGAGCCAUGUGCACUUGUGCAUUUUGAAAGUUGAUGCAAGGAGUGUGUGCUUGCCUUCAAUAGUAUUGUGCAAAGUCUUUUCUUUAUAUUUGAAUAAACAGACUAAUAUUCCGUUAGUAGUACACACAUUGUCAGGGUUGCACCGCUGUCAAGUGAUUCCAUUAUUUUUUAUUUUUUUGUUAAAGUCAGCAUGAAAUGAUGUUUAAAACCUAUUUUAAAUGAGCACUUGUGUUUCUGAAAGUAAAAAAAGACAUUGAUUGUCCUCAAUGAUAACUGGUUAAGCUUUAAAGACAGACCUAAUAUAAGAAAUUCAUUUUUAAAAAGAAAAACUACAUUACCCAUAAUGCUCUGCAGAAUUCCACCAAUCAGAGAGCAGUGUGCCCACUCCCAUGCUGCACUGUGAAUGAUGUAAGGCUCAAUAAAUAAUAAAUAUGCUCUGAAAAUACUUGAAAGUAAAUAUUUGUGUCGAGUAUGUAUUAUUUAAGUUGAUUGUGACAUUCGCAGUGCUUCAUGGGAUUGUAGUUUUUCUCUAGUAGUUUAGUACAGUGGUCUUUUUUUCCCCCAUAAAACUGCUUUAAAUUAAUUGUCAUUUUGUAUUAUCUUCAUUGAUGGUUGGUUUAAUUUAUAGCAGUUCAACUGAGAUGCUUGCUUGUCUAUAUUUUAUGAAUGAAUAGGAAUUCGCACUGCUCAGACUCCCUAGUUUUUCGUGAUGUUUUUUUUUUUUUUUUGCAAUAAAAAUGACUUAAUUUGAGGUGGUAAUUCCCAGAAAUUUGCAGAAAAUUCUUAUUUACCAUAUUAGGUAGCCGACUAUGUUAGAUGUGCAAUCUUCAACCUUCUAUUUGGUCUAUUGUCAAGAUAAGAUCUAAAAUGGAAGGGAUUAAGCCAAAGGAAGGUUGUUAAGGCAAAUUUUUACCACGAUCUUACUUUCGCUUUCUUGGAUUUCACUCACCGGAGCAUCAUGUGCCUCACUCAGGACAUGCGUUAGGGCUUCCCCUACCGUAAUACACCUAAAACACAGACUGCGUAAAACUAGUCAAUGGCAGGGGGAAGUGUUUUCUCCUGUUAACUGCAGAGAAAGAGUUAAACGAAAUCAUUUAUUUAUUUGAUGCACAUCAUAAUACAGCUGGUAUUAUAAUGUGCGUCAAAUCAAUAAAUAAGUUUGGUUGCUCAAUUCUGAUUCGGCAGAGCGAAAGGGUGCUCACUCAGUUGGCUUGUAAAACUGUCACACACAGACGGCAGUCACGCAUUUGCUCUGGUUGGGGGAGAUUAAAUAAUAUAUAUUUCAUAUCGCAGUCUCUUGUGAUCGCACAGCCAUAGAAUGCAGGGAUAUGAUUGGUUGGAAAGGGUAGGGGUGGAGCAAAGUUGACAGUAGAUUUAGGCCCAAUUUCAAUUCUACCGCUUAGCCCAGGGGUCACCAAUCUCGGUCCUGGAGGGCCGGUGUCCCUGCAGGGUUUAGCUCCAACUUGCCUCAACACACCUGGCUGGGUGUUUCAAGUAUACCUAGUAAAACCUUGAUUAGCUCAUUUAGGUGUGUUUGAUUAGGGUUGGAGCUAAAAUCUGCAGGAGAUUGGCCCUCCAGGAACAAGUUUGGUGACCCUUGCCUUAGCCCUUCCCCUUAAGGGGUAGGGGUGAAUACCCCUUUGAAUGAAGAUUUUUCAGGACCACACUCAAAACCAAGGGUAAAGAAAUUUCCCAGAAUACACAAGCCACAACGGCAGCAUAGCUGCGCCUGGAAGUAAGGAGAUCCACAAAUAAGUAUUUUUUGUCAUUAUUACGAAUUUUUACAACAAACAAUCACAUGUUUUAUAUUAAUAACCCCGUUUAUAUUUUACCGUCAUGCUUUAAAAAAAAAAACUAAAAUAAAAACCACUAAAUUUGGCUAUCUAUAUUUCCUAAUAAUUACUCCUGUACAGCAGUCCCACAACAUUCAGUCACUCGAUGACACUCGAAUACCCUGUCAGUAAUGUCUAGUGGCUAGAAAUAAGCUUUUUACAGUGUCUGCUAUAAUUUAAAUGCUGUUUUUGGUGUGUUUACAUAGAUGAAUAUUGCCACUGUGUAAAUGUGCAGUAUAGCUACAAUCUUAUUACCACAUUUUAUCAUUAUGAUAACAUGAUAUUGCUGCCUUCAGUGAUUUCCUGAAGAUAAAUACCAAAAAAAUAGCACAACUGGAAUAACUACUGCAGUCGCGAUCGUCAGUCUCAUAUGCAGUAAGAGAUCGCGAUGACAUAUGAUGACGUGUACAGGUGCUAUAGGGCUGUCCCAUUUCUUAGGGGUAAAUUUUGAAGCCCUUCCCCUUCACACUCUGUUUCAAGGGCCAAGGGAAAGGGGUAGGGGUACAAAAAUAGAAUUGGGAUUGGGCUAUAUUUCAUAUUAACUUUAAGGUCUGAAAAAGAGCAUUCAGAUCAGGUCAGUUGUCAUUUCAUGGUGACUUUAAACAUGUUUAGUCUUCAUUUUUGACGUUUAUCAUGCUGUUUGUCCACUCAGAACUGACUAUGGGACAUCUGUGUACUGUUUGUUAAAACCAGGGGCGUUGCUAGACAUAAAGCUCUACUGGGGCACCCACACCCCCCUCCUAAAAAAAAAAAAUUAAAUAAAUAAAUAAAUAAAUCUCAAUGCAUUUACUGGGGCACUUGCCCCAGUAAAUCGGGUCUAGCGACGCACCUGGUUAAAACCUAAAAGAAGCAGUCAUUGUAUGAUUCACCUUUCAGAUUCAGUUUUCAGAUAUUAAAAAUGACUGAUGACCACGUUUAUCUUUGUAUCGUACUUUAUUUGGAUGUUAUAAACCCAAAUUACAUCUAAAACAUCUUCUGUUUUCACACAUUUUCAAUAUAUUAAGGCUUUUCGUUUAACAGGAGAUGAAAAUAUCUAUCAAGACCUGAAGUGUUCAUCACACGAGUUACUGAAGCUGAUAGAGGUGGAUUUUGUUGAAAGAUAUUUCAGUAAAAUAUAAAAAGGAAUUUUUGAUCUGCCUUUGAUGAAAAACUAGAGUGCUGAACUGUUAGAUGAAGCGUUUGACCAAGCAAAAUAAAUGACUUUAUGGAAAAGUUCUACUUAAA
Messenger RNA from Danio aesculapii, 9815 nucleotides. RefSeq names its product StAR-related lipid transfer (START) domain containing 5 (gene stard5). The transcript has 6 exons. Gene Ontology annotation, molecular function: lipid binding. The coding region runs from base 372 to 1001 and encodes 209 amino acids. NCBI's taxonomy places the organism in Eukaryota, Metazoa, Chordata, Actinopteri, Cypriniformes, Danionidae. The record is from RefSeq and is a predicted model, not a curated record.